AUGGGCGUCAACACUGACCGCCCCAACGCCGUCGGGAUGCGCAAGCCCAUUGAGAUUGGUGACGUGGUCAAUGCCAUGACUGGGGGCUCAGGCUCUGGAGCGGUCUCUGGCGGAGGCAACGUCUUCUGGGUGAUAUUCAAUUUCCAAGCCAACCCUGGGGUCCCGAUCAGCCUCAAGAAAAUGACCGAGCUGAGCGAGCACCACUACGCUCUUGGCGAGCGCCCGGGGCCUCCGUGCCUGCCCAUUCACGCGUUCCUCUCUGCCAACAUCUCGGAGGAGACCCUCAAGGCCACGCUGGCUGCCGGGGAGCUGAAGCUGACCACGCCGCCGGAGUCCAUCCACGCGUGGGUGAUCGGCCUGGGGAACGCGAUUGCCAUGAAUCGGCCAGAGAAGAAUGAGUUGAAGCAGUGGUUGGAAUACGCGCUCUCCGCGGAAUUCACUUUCGCCAAGCUGGAGUCCAUGGACGAUGUCCAUUUCUCCGCCGUGCGCUUGCGUGAGAACUUGAGUGACCACAAGCGGCUCAUGGGCCGCACCGCCCUCGGUCGCAUCCUCGAGGAGCAGGUCACGGCCAACUUUGUGGACAACGCCCUCACCAUCGUCAAGCGCAUGCUCUCGAUCAGCGGAGUCAUGAACAUUCUGUCGGACGCCGAGGACACCUGCGAGGCAACGGCCUUCGACAGCGUGAGCAAGCUGUACGCCAUCGUGUCGAAGGCGAAAACGCCAGCAAUGAUCAUUUGGACAGUUCGGAGCUUGUGGGACGAGCAUAAAUCCAAGACCCCUUUGAACAGAGUGGUUCCUGGAGUGCGCGACCUACUGGGCAAGACCACUGCUAAGGCAGAACCCAACGAGCGCGUCGGCAAGGUUGAGGUGUGCUGCUUCAAGCACACGGUGAAGACCUACCUCACUUCCACUUGGUUGGACAACUCGGACUUGCCAUCUCACGUCAAGGAAUCCUUUCGCACGUCCCUCUCUGAUCACGCCACGUACCGCGCCAGCAACGGGCUCUCCGAUGAGGAGGCGGACUUAUCUUGGAAAGCGUCCUUUUCAACUGCUGCUGAUUCUUUCUGUGGCAUCUUCGAGGCGCUCAUCUACAGCGACGCCUACGAUGAGGGGGUGAUCAAGCCUGCGAUUCGGGCCAAGAAGGCCGUGGCGGAUAUGUUGACCUCGCCAGGCCUCAAGGAGCUCAUGAACGAGGCGGCGGAGGAUCUCCAGAACGAGGCCAAGGGUGAUGCCUGCGGGGACGGCGACGACGAGGACGGCGGCGAUCUUCCAGACAUGGGCGAGGCGGAUGAGGUCCAGCUUUCCAUAGCAAUGAGCCCAGGUGCGUCGGCGAACGAGGGCUCCAUUCAGACCCCUGUCAAAAG
Molecule: messenger RNA, 1364 nt
Organism: Prorocentrum cordatum
Lineage: Eukaryota; Dinophyceae; Prorocentrales; Prorocentraceae
Source: the annotation of a GenBank genome assembly